AUGCCAAGAAAAGACUAUUACCAAAUAUUAGAAAUAGACAAGAAUGCUACUAACUCGCAAAUAAAAAGGAGUUAUAAACAAUUAUCUUUACAACUACAUCCAGACAAAAUUGGGCGAGAACAAACCGAAGAAGAAGAAAAAAAAUUAAACAACGUUCUUGAAGCUUAUGAAGUUUUAUCUAAAACAACAGAAAGAAAAAAAUACGAUCUUUAUAUUGGAAAAUAUGAAGAAGUGGGGGAAAAUCAAGAACUAAUUGACUUAGACUAUGCUAAGAAAAUCAAGCAAUUCACAGAAGACUACUUACAAAAUGUGGGAAUAGAAGAGGAAGAAAUUAUAGAACUUAAUCCGAAUAACGAUUUUUUAACUAAAUGGAAGAACAAAGUUGAUUUAAUUAUCAAUAAAUUAUCCCAAAAAGCCAUUAUCGACAAUACAAAAUCUGGUUUAGCUACUGAUUGUGAUGAUUUUUUGUGUAAAGUUAAUUAUUCUCUUAAAAAAAAACAACUUAUUAGCGAUUUUUUAGAGAAAAUCAACCUAAAAAUGAAAGAAGAGCCUUUAGUGAAGAAAGAAUUUUUAUCUUCGUGUUACCCUCUUCCAACUUUUUCAAGAAGAGAAGAAGGCAAAAGAGAAUAUCGAUUAAAUGAAAAAUAUUCUCAGAUAAAUCUUCAAAAUUUUGAGACGAUCAUCCGAGAGAUUUGUGCUAAUCUUGAAGAGAAAGAAGAAAAAACGGAGGAGGAAGCGUUGAUAGACGAAUUUAGUGAAUUAUUAAAAAGGGAAAUUGAGAAAAAAAGAAAGGAAAUAAUAUCUCAAAGCAAAAAAUUAACUUUAUUAAUCAAAGAAAAAGAAUUAGCAGAAAUUGAAAAAUUUGUCGAAGCAGACAAGGAGGAGGACCAAGCACUACAAAAAGCAGUAUACGAAAAUUACCUGACUGAAAUAGAAACUAUAAUGGAAGAAAAGCCUUUUUUACAGGCAAAAAAAGAACUAGAAAAAUUAAUUAACGACGUUUUUAGUUUAUUAAGAACUCAUUGA
Paraglomus occultum is the source of this 1026-nucleotide messenger RNA. NCBI's taxonomy places the organism in Eukaryota, Fungi, Glomeromycota, Glomeromycetes, Paraglomerales, Paraglomeraceae. The record is from the annotation of a GenBank genome assembly.